UAAAAACGCAACUUCCCUUUUUAUCUUUUUUCUCCAAAACGGAUCAAAAACGAUCAAGUCUACCGAAUUUAAGACAAAUAGAAAGUGAUAGCGAACGAUUACAAUAUGUUAAAAGUAUUAUACGAUCUCGACCAAAAACUUGUCUUUCUACUUGGGAUAUAAACACUCCAUUUAGACUUACUGACGUAUCUAUUCGUGCUAAUUAA
Scutellospora calospora is the source of this 206-nucleotide messenger RNA. The record is from the annotation of a GenBank genome assembly. Lineage: Eukaryota; Fungi; Glomeromycota; Glomeromycetes; Diversisporales; Gigasporaceae.